Messenger RNA from Trichomonas vaginalis G3, 831 nucleotides. RefSeq names its product ribonuclease inhibitor domain-containing protein. The record is from RefSeq and is a predicted model, not a curated record. The transcript has a single exon. NCBI's taxonomy places the organism in Eukaryota, Parabasalia, Trichomonadida, Trichomonadidae.
UUGAACUCUAAGUUAGUUAGAAUUGGCGACGAAGCAUUUGCAAACAGUGGUGUCAAGAACAUCCAGAUUCCAAACAGUGUAAGAUCCAUUGAACAGUCUGCUUUCGAUAACUGCAAGAAUGUCACAUUCUCAUUCGAAACAGGCGGUCAUCCAUUGUUUGAUGUUGACAACAACUGUUUCUACUACAAAGGACCAGGAAAUCUUUUGUUCACAUUCGGAGAUACAUAUUACAAAUUCACUGUUUCGGAGAAAGUUCGUGAAGUUAUGCCACAUGCUUUCCGUUUCAGAACAGUUAAACGUGAGAGAAAUGAAGGUGGAUUCACUCUUUUCUCUGGCGUAAACACAUUAGUUAUCCCAGAAGUUGUUUAUGAUUUACAAGACAACGUUACAUACAAUCCAUACGUAAUGAGUGUCUGCCUUGAAGGAGUUCCAAUGCUUAACUUGCAGUUCCCGAUCAGAACAGAUUUAACUGUUUAUGUUACUGAUAAAUUUACUUAUGGAUCAUACUACGAUUAUCCACACUUCGAGCACGAGAUGUGCCAAGAUACACAUGAUUCUCGCUUAGAUUCACGCCGAUAUGACAGACUUGACGGUGUUUACGAUAGUAACUGCUCUGAUUCAAUCAAUGAUACAUAUAAAACUGAUGUUACAUACGAAGAUAUCAGCGAUCCACUCUUUGGUGGCAACUUCCCAUACAUCAACCAGAAACAAUCUAAAGCUGUUUUUGAAUACAUUGGAGUUUCACCAAUUUACGCAUUCUUAUUUAUUUAUCUUACCGUCGCUACUCUCGCUCUCAUCUUUUCUGCUCUUUAUAUUACCAGAAACUUAUAA